AUGCGUUUCGCCGCAGUCGCAACCGCCGUGGCCUUGUUCGUGAUGGGCACCGGUCUCCUCCUUGUCUCUGCCUUGCCCACUCACAUCAACGAUGCGGGCAUCCAACCAUUCGCGGGGGAAGACUCUCCUUUCGCAUGCCACGGUGUCCUGGAGCACACCCCUGCCCGUCCUGCCGUCUUGCUAGGCGAUGCAGGAGGCUCAUCUGAAGAGGACGCAGAAGCAACCACGCCAGAGCCUCACGAUCCGGCCGUGGAGGUGACGGCUGGCUUCGGGUCCACGUGGCCGGACCACAUCGACACUAUCGAGAGCACGCCGGCAGUCGACAUGGAGCUCACGCCUCCAGACGACAUGGAAGCCGUCCCGAGCCCGCUGGUUGAGGCAGAGGGUCACGGCGAUGGCUACGUGGGCCAGUCCGUUGUGUACAACAACUGCAACUUUGCCGUGCACAGCAACAUCGUGCACGGACCUCGUCCUGGAGAUGAAGGACCACCCGAGGAGAUUUACUCAAUCCUCCAAUCCCAGGAUUCACUCAAGCAUCCCUUCGCCCACGAUCCUCGGAUGGGCGUCAGCUGGAAAUUGUGGCGGACUGGCGUCGAGAACACGGCACCCGUCCAGUUCGAGUGGACCUGGCACGACUCUUUCCAGCGGACCUGGUACGAUCUGAGCAUGAUCAACGCCGGAGAGGUCGGAUGGCUCAACGAAGACGCUCACCAGGGCGAAGCCAUCGUUGGCGACGAGGAUGGGCUGGGCGCCUACGUCGGCAGGGUCGCCAUCAAGCAUGCCUUCACCGACGAGGGAAUGACCCUGACCCCGGGUAUCGUCCAGGGCAACUGUGUCCCGAUACGCUGUGCGCCCGGCGAGGAGUACUGCACGGCCUCGUACAAUGCACACAACGACUGGGGCCAGCAGCAUGACUGUGGGGAGGCCGUCGACUUGAAGUUGACGCUGUGUGGUUGA
Messenger RNA from Fonsecaea erecta, 957 nucleotides. RefSeq lists its product as hypothetical. Bases 1 to 957 code for a protein of 318 amino acids. Lineage: Eukaryota; Fungi; Ascomycota; Eurotiomycetes; Chaetothyriales; Herpotrichiellaceae. The transcript has a single exon. The record is from RefSeq and is a predicted model, not a curated record.